Hyalella azteca is the source of this 9472-nucleotide messenger RNA. RefSeq lists its product as uncharacterized. The coding region runs from base 9 to 8588 and encodes 2859 amino acids. NCBI's taxonomy places the organism in Eukaryota, Metazoa, Arthropoda, Malacostraca, Amphipoda, Hyalellidae. The transcript is spliced from 3 exons. The record is from RefSeq and is a predicted model, not a curated record. Gene Ontology annotation, molecular function: nucleic acid binding.
AGGCAGCCAUGGAUUAUGACUUGAUGCAUGUGGAUGAAGAUGAAAGUUCCAUGCAUGCAGAUGAAGAUGGCUUCUCUGAUUGGAACUGCAACUCCUCAUCAGAAGAUGAGAAUGAGAUUGUGGCCAUGUCUGUUGUGCCAUCAUCUAAUUUGGAGUCAUUCACGGAAAGUGACAAUGAAACUGAAGAGAAACGCGAGUCUGAUUUUCUUAAUUCAAUGAAUCAAGAAACGCUGAACACUGGCCAGGAAAUGUUGAGCUGUGACAAGAAGUUAGCACAUACUAAACUAGAUAUAGAUGCAUCAACUAGUGUGCCCCAAGGUAUUGAAUCAAUCAAAGAAACCAUGAGUAAUGAAAAUAAAGAUGCAGGUACAUUUGACAAGGAAUCGAUGCCUAAUAACACCACCUUAACUGAUACCAAUGGUAAUCCUGCUAAUAAGUGCCAGUUGGCCAAGCUUGACAAACAUACAUUUACUGAACCCAACCAGCCUCUUAGCCUAACAUCCCCUGACUCAUGGGCUUCAAGACAGGAUAAGGCACCUACUUUACAGCCUGCUGAUCUACAGCACAGCAAUCCUGUCCUUCUACAGCCCACUAAUGAUCCAAGUCUAAAACCAACUGGUAGUCCAUGUUUGAAGCCCCACAAUGAUGCACACUUACAAUCCACCAAUCAUCCGCAUUUGCAACCAACCAAUCAUUCAUAUUCUCAACCCACUGAUCAUCCAUGUUUGAAACCUUCUGAUCAUCCAUGUGCAAAACCUCAAAGUGAAGAUAAAAAGCUAGGGGAAUUUUGUGAUAUGAAACCUUCUGAAUCUGAUCAUGUGACACCUCCAGAACAUACCAAUAAUACCAUUAAGCAGAAAGUUACUUAUGAAUAUCAAAUUCCAAUGAAUGAUACUGGAAAAGAUAAAAAUAACCUUAACAUCUCCUUUGAAUCCAAUAAUUCUAUGACUGCAAUAGAUAAAGCAGCAGACUAUAAAUGUAAGGAGAGAAUGAGCAGUGCUGAUGGUUGCCAGUCUAGUUCCUUAGAGCUGUGCUUGAGUGACUCUGAAGUGGAGGAUGCAAAUGAGGAAGAAUGUCCUAUUGGGAAUGACAAGUUGAAAAUGUCUGAUGCAUGUAUAGAAAGCCAAGAUAAUUCUAAAAAAGUGGAGGGUACAAACAAUGAUAGUAAUUCAAAUUUGUCAAAUGAAAGUAAAGUAACUGCUCAAAAUAAUAUGUUACAGAAAUCAGAUUGCCAAAAAAUCAUUUUAGAAAAAGAUGUGAAUGGAAUUGAAUUAACAAGAGAAGGCAGUAUUGCUCCUGAAAACCAUGAAAAGGUGGGAACUAUCUAUUCAAACAUGAACAAUAAUUCGAAAAAACAGGAGAAUAUGACAAAUACCUGUGGAAGUGAAGCAGGAAGUUGUACCAUUGACCAAAGGCUACCUACUAACUCCAGUGUGGGUGUUAAUAGAGCUCUGGUGCCCACCCUUGAUCAACCAUGUCAUAAGAAAUGUCGUGUUGCCUUGGGGGCAGUUGAUGAUAUGAAUGUUGAGCAGGAAGUUAUGGCUGAAAGUGAGUUUGUUGUUAGAGGAAUUGUUGAAAACCAUGUCCAAAAUACAAAUAGGUCAAUUGAAAACGUUGUUGUUGAUGAAAGAAGUGUUUUAGUAGCAGAAAACAAUUAUGUUGAAAAUGUGGAUUCGGUUGACCCUCUUUUUGAUCCUCUUGAUUUACCUUCUUCUCCAGCAGAAGCAUUGGAUGUUGGUGGUGAUGAAAUGUUUUCUGAUACAGAAACUAAUGAGAAAUCUUCACCUGCAAAAGAGACUGUAGACAACUUGGUUCUGUAUUCUAAUCUUACCCAUAAAAGUUCUUCCUCUAUGGGAGAAAGUUCUGCUGUUACUUCAGCACCAUCCACAAGCUAUUAUGAUGACUGUAAUAGAAGCAAAAUUAUAUCCUCUGAGAGCCUAUCUGAAUUAAACCAAACUGUCACAAACGUCAAGCCAUCCAUUCCUGUAGAUAUGUUCAAGAAAGACCAUUCCUUGAGUUUGGAUCUUGACCAACAUAAUCCACUUAAAGACUGUCUUCAAAUUAAUGAGGCUUUUCCAAAUUUGAAAUCUGUUAGUCAAACUUCUAACCCCUCAUUGUCUGGUCCAGGUAAUACUUUUGAGAAGAGUAGUACACGUGAUGAUGGCCUGCAAUCUCUUCCAACAUCUUUCACCAAUAUCCUGCAGAACAAUUUCCUAAACACGCAAAAUAAUAGAGGAAUAACUGCUGAAAAUGAAACACGUUCUAAAGAUGAAUCUUUUGAAAACAAUUUUAUUGCUGUUGAGCAUGAGACUUCAAGCCCUCUAAAAAGUAUGCCUUUUAUAAAUGCAUCAAACCCAAAGACUUUGAUUUCUGAGAGCCCAAAUGAAAACCCUUCUGUUGAGACCAUCAAAAAUUCCCCUGAAAUAGUAUCUGAUGCCGGCAACAAAGUCUUAAAUGUUGAGGCAUUGCCAAGCUCAGAUGCUAACUCAAUAACAUUGAAGAUGCAGCAAGAACAAACCAUGCGGCAGAUGCGAGAAGGACUUGGACUUGUACCCAAGAUAAAAACCAAUAUAAAAGUUAAACCACCAAUGAAAACAAAUAAACCAGAACAAACCAUGAGGCAGAUGCAAGAAGGACUUGGACUUGUACCCAAGAUAAAAACCAAUAUAAAAGUUAAACCACCAAUGAAAACAAAUAAACCAGAACAAACCAUGAGGCAGAUGCAAGAAGGACUUGUACAUGUUCCUCAGAUAAAAACCAAUAAAAAAGCACAACCACCCAUGAAAACAAAGAAACCAUCAUCUGCUCACCAGAAAAAGUUAACUCCAAUAUGGCAGAUUUUUCUUGAACAAGCAUCCAAGUCCGGUUGUGUCUGUGAGGCAAAGAUGAAUGAGUUCCUGAGCAAGUUCACCAUGUGCAUUGAAUUUUUUAAAGAGAAUUACUUCUCCUUGGACAUGAAUUCUCUGAUGUACAUUGUACAUGAGCUUCUAGUCGCGCUUGACCUCAAGGGCACUCUGAACAGCCGUGUUUCGUGGUCACAACUUGUACAGUUACUUUUUCUUGAGGAUGAACAUUUGAAAUCACUUGUCGACAUUUCACCAUCAAACAACAAACUCGGCUGCAACAUUUUUGCCCUCAAGAAUGAGGAUCACCUAGUGAGAGUAAUACAGGAUUUUCUUGCUUGUCACUCAAAGGAGAAUAUAUACUUUGCCGACUGUCUUCGAAUACCCAUUAAUGUUAAGUCAGUUGCCAGUCCCAACAAAUCUGAAGAAAUUAAAUCUGAUGAUGACAGUUCAAAAUUAACCACCAAAGCUAAUUCACAGCGAGAUGGAUGUAAUUCCCUUCCCAUGGAUGUUGAUCACCCCAUUAAAGCAAUGGAAAGUAAUACACCAACCCCAACCUCAUCAUCCAAUAUCAUCAUAAGAGUUGACCCAAAAGGACGCGAUGCUUCAACAAAUUCUACAGCUCCAAAAGACCAGAAACAAAACUUGCUUCAGGCCACAAUUUCAGUUUCCAGCAUCUGCUGCAUCCAGGCCUGUGGAGCUACAAUCCCUUAUGGCCUGUACUUCCCAUCUGCUGAGACCAGAAGCAAUGAGAUAACACGGGAGCUAUUCAUGCGGUGGUUGCAAACUUACAUUACCAACUCUAAGACCAGCAAGACGAACAAGACUCUCCUCAUUGUGGACGGCGGCUGGAACUUCUUCCAUUCCUAUGCAACCAUGGAGAUCUGCCAUCAAAACGGCAUUGUUUUGAUAUCCUUGCCUCGCCAGAGUCGUGAGUUACUAAAUCCAAUCAAGAUCCAUAUAGCCCCUAAAAUAAGGGAACGAUUCACGGAGCUUUUGUCGCAGCCAAAGAACUCGGGUCGGCGAAAUAUAGAGUUCCUGUCUAAAGCUUACUCCUUCGUACACAAGGUAACUGCAACCCCUGAGGUAAUAGUGAGUAGCCUCUCCAUAUCAGGAUUAUGUCCUUUGAACCCUGCGAUAGUGAAGAAAAAUAUGAGGGUAAUGGUUACCUUGUCCCAGCCUAACGACUGCGUCAGGGUGGAUCAGGUGAUCCGUGAACUGACUGUCAUUAGUCAGAAACGGGCUGCAUUUCUCCGAAAAUAUGACACUGAGCCACCAAAAGAUGCAAUACCCUGUGCCCCCAACUCUAUUGGCUUACCUAAACUGGUUGGAUCUCAGGGCACUGUCACUUGUGGUAACCUCCGUAUCACCAGACAUGAUUCAGGUAAAUUGAAUCAUCAUGGACUUGAAUCAUUCGGUAAUAGAACCAUCGUUACUCUACCGAAUAUCAUGCGAGGUUCAUCUUGGUCUCUAAGUUCUACUCCAUCUUCAGGUUCUGCUGUGAUUCCCUCGGUAGCCAUAGCUAAUACUUCCUCUAAUACCUACACUACUUUAGUUUCACCGUCAAUAAAUACAUCAGUAACAAAAGCACAGUCCACUUCAACAUUACCUAUCAUUAAUAAAGCUACAGUUCUUUCUGUUUCUUCGUCUGGAUCACCCGUAAAAUUUGCCGCAACAACUGCCCGUCCAUCGCCCUUGCUGCCUAGCGCCCAGCUACAGAAGAUCGUGUCUUCUACGCUGCCAGGGCUAGUGCAUUUUUCAGGUGACACGUCCCACUGUGUCUCACCGUCCCUUCCAUUGUCCAACAGCGUCCCACCGUCCCCAAGCUCCUCCCUUGCCCACACAGGUCAAGACUCAUCCCUGCCAAGCACCAGUGACGGUAGGUCUCCGUUCUCAUGGAAGCCCUUGUGCCACGUUUCAAAAGUUACUUCCUUGUCAUCGCGGCCCGCUUCAUCGACGGUGGUUGUAGUCAAGCCCUUCUUGAUGUCCAACGCUAACACCUCUACUUCUUCUGGUCACUCUUCCCUAACUUCUACAUCCAAUGCUAUAACCACUUCAUGCGGAAAAGCUGCUACGAUUCCUAACAGAAUCUUGAGCACAACUUAUGUUAACAAUAAAAAUGUUGCCUUCCCAAUCGUUGGGCAAGGUCGGCUAGUUCCAAGUUUUAAUUUGCCAACAAUAAUUACGACUACAACGAAUAAAACUUGUUCAGAUAUUCCAUCAUCGGAACCCGGAAAAGUACAAUGCGAUGCAGUUCCAGCUGCAUUCGGAAACUUGACUUCAGGACCGCAAAGUUCUCACACUGAUUCAAUAACCCCAUCCCCUUGCGAUACUUAUAAAUUGACCAAACCAAUUGUAAAGUUUCAGGUUGUUUCUCAAAACAGGGAAAAUUCUAGUAUAAAGGUUGGUCCUAAGGUUGGCACUGUCAAACCUGGUACUAGAAUUGUUUGCAUUUCAUCUGGAUUGGCCAAGACUGGUUUAGGUGGGAACUCAGCCUCUGGAACUUUAGAACCUGGUAUAUUGGUUCCCAAUGCAUCCAUAAACCACACACCUAAACCACUUCCUAAAUUCACUUUACUAGCUACAGGAUUACAGCCUUCUAGUGCAGGCCCGUCAUCUUCCAAAGUUCGUUUGGUUCAAUUUGGAAGUUCGUUAUUCCGCAAUAUCCAAAAUAAUAUUUCUGUUUCCUCUAGUGGUAAUCCUGGAAUUGGUAAGACUAUUGCCUCGGCCCAGUUUCCUGGAGGCAUUGAUAGCUUAACUAUUCAACCCGAGACAGAUAAGGCAAAAAUGUCAACGAUGUCAACUAUUCCCCAAGAUGAGUCGUCUGCCAAUCCAAACAAACGAUUAAAGAUUUGCCAGACGUGGUCCCUGCUUCCUUCUUGCAACGAACAGGCGUCUACCACAUCGGGUUUUGCUACAUCAUCUGUCAUGUCCACUCCUCUAUAUUCUACCGAGACAACCUUCGCACCUUCUACCGAAACAGUCUCUGCACCUUCUACCGAAACAGUCUCUGCACCCUCUCUUGGAACAGCCUCUGUAUUUUCGUCCGGAACACCUUCUGCAGCUUCCAAUACCCCCUUUAUCCCUUCUCCCGGAACAGCCUCUGCACCUUCCAAUACCCCCUUUAUCCCUUCUCCCGGAACAGCCUCUGCACCUUCCAAUACCCCCUUUAUCCCUUCUUCCGGAACAACCUCUGUACCUUCUCCCAAAACAACCUCUACACCUUCCACCAAGGCCCCCUCUCCACCAACAUUGGGUGUACCAGCCACCUCUCCGUCAGCGUCUAGGACCAGCGGCGUCUCAUUUCCUGCUGACGCCAAGGAGGCAGAAAAUGCUAAUGCUUUAGUUUUCUGUUCUGAGCCUCUAAAAGAAAUAUCGACCAUAGAGAGUAAAGAAAAAAGAUCGAAAAAAAGGAAAAUUCGAUGGGUUGCCCAAGUGACCUAUAACAAAAAACGAAAGAUAAAAAGAUCUUAUGAAUUGCCGAUGGGACCUUUCAAGCGGUCCAGUUACCUGAGCUCCCAAACCAAGAAAAAAUCUUGCGGUACAAGGAAUAUUGACUUUGUUGGGUUCCAUCGAGGCUCUGACGUAAAUGAUGACAGCGAGCGAGCAUCUUUGAACUUUUCUUCUGACGAAAAUGAUGACGUUUCAAAAUCAAGUUCUUCUAAGAAGUUAAAUUCAAAACGCAAGCGCAAUGUCCUACGCGGGGACACGACAUGUCCGGUGUGUGGAGACAACACUGAAGAGGCAUGGAUUCAGUGCAUGCGCUGCCUAAGAUGGAUCCACGAACUCUGCGCUGACAUCAAGGAUAUCUACUACUACUUUUGCGACUUCUGUGAACAGAACGCGGACCAAAUCAAACAGAAAAUAAGUUCGGGGGUCAAGAGCAAUACAAGCCAGGUUUUCAGUCCAUCGAAAGCAGGGCAUGGAGGAAAUAAUUCUGAUAUGGCUGUUGAGAAAGCCAAGUACCCAUCAGCCUCCGAAGGAGUUCUACAUUUUAAGGGCAGGGAGGCGGUGAUGGAACAACAGGGUUCGGAAACUGAAGAACUUAGCCUGCAAAGUGGGCUAACGGCAACAGCCCUGAAUUUGAAGAAAUUGAAAAAUAAAUCGAGUUAUAGCAAACAUAUUGUUAACCAACAGAACGGAAGUGCUAAACAACAAAAAAUCUCGCUGACUUCCCUAAAGGAUGACAAUUGUUCUCUUUCAAAAACAAUCGAGAAACGUCCGCUAUGGCUGAAAAACACAAAUUUUGUCAACAAUUUAGAGAGUGAAAUAUCUUACAACGAUUUUACGCUUCCGAAGAGCUUUUUAGAACCCAAACAGACCGCCGGCAUAUCGCGUUCUUACACAUCGCCAUCUGGUGAAAAUGUUUCGGCCUCUCUAGGAGAUUCAUCGGUUUCUGAAAAUGUUUCGGCAUCUGAAAAUAAUGUUUCGGCGUCUCUAGGAGCUGCAUUGUCAUCAGGAAAAAAUGUUUCAGCCUUUCUAGAAGAUGCAUCGGCAUCAGAAAAAAAUAUUUCGGCAUAUCUAGAAGGCAGUUCCCAGACAAAUAUCAAUCCAGGAUUCGACUGCCCUUCCAAUUAUGAAGAGGAAUACGAAAGUGAUACAAGUACAGAUGCCGGAUUUGGGUUCAUUGUCUCGGCCCAGUCCAUCGAACCUUCUGAAUAUGACAUGCUAGACGAUGAAUCUAGUGAUGCUUUGCCAGGCAUGCCAAUCCAUAAAACUUCUGAAUCCACCCCUGCGAAGUCGCCCUCAUUGCCGUCUGUUGAAGUCGAGUCUUCUCGUUCUGAUUUCGAUGACGUACGUUUACCUGAAGAGCUUCCAGGAGAUAUUUUGGCCCCUGCAGAUCCUGAAGCAGCUGGUAGUUCCACAUGUCCCAGAUGUCCUACUCCUGUAGGAGGUGAUAGCUCCACAACUAGGUGCCCUAAUCCUAAAAUAGGUAUCAUAUUACCAGGUUCAACUCAAAAUACUGCGUUAAAUCCCGAUACCGAAAUGCCGUCUAACCCGAGUUCUGCGAACACUGAUACUCCUCCCGAAGUGCAGGCGAAUAAUAACAGUGAUGUAGGGAAUAAGAAAAGCACCAUGCAUUUACCCGUCUCGGAUGGACAGUUCCACACAUGCACGAAUAACAGUUAUGCUGGUACCAUCCAAACCAUGGCCUUUCGGUCCAUCUCGGGGAGCGCACCGAGUUCACGUCUACCAUCACCCACGUCCGAAGAAGUAAACGCAAUAAUUUCCGACAACCAUCCUCCUGUUAGUGAACAAAACCAAGCAAGAAGCAAGAGUACUAGUCCGGAAGCUUUUCAUAUGCCGUACGUAAAUUUCGAGAACUUUACAAGUGGUCCUGACAACACCAGUGAGCUGGACACCAGCAGCGACGACGUGGUGGUUAUUAGUGAACAUAAGACGGCCAACGUCUCCGACGAUGACGAUGUUGUUGUCAUAAGCCAGAAGGGCGGGAACUCCGCUAACAUCCGAGACAAAGAUGGCGGCUUGAAUAGUUUAGACAAAACCGCCGCCAUGAAUAAGGAUGACACCGAUGAUGUUGUGAUAGUCAAAAGCAUUCCAUCAACGGCGGGUUCUAAUGCUAGAAAAUCAUCGGGUCCAUCAUCCUCGAGAGCUCCUUCAUCUCCCCCAACCAUCAUCAAAGUUACCACGAACCCGGAGCUGUCACGAAAGUCGCCAAAGCCCCAAGAGUUAAAUUGCAUUUCAUUCAAAGUUACAACGGGACCAAGGCGCUACCUUAAAUAAUGAGCACUCCUACCUGUGCUACCACUCCUACCGGUACUCCCAUUCACUCCUACCAGUGCUACCACUCCUACCGGUACUCCCAUUCACUCCUACCUGUGCUACCACUCCUACCGGUACUCCCAUUCACUCCUACCAGUGCUACCACUCCUACCGAUUCUGUUGAAUUGAAAUUAAAAAAUUAAAUUUGUUUAAACUAUUUCGAAUAACAAAAUUGUAGAAUAUCUACUAGAUCUUAUGGUUGAACCUAUACUAGUACUGCAACGCUAGAAAGUAGUGUGUAGCGUACUAGUUUAAAUAGUGAUAUUGUUGCUUGAAUGUGUUAUCAUUAUAUAAUGAUUCAUCUCUUUAGGGGUGAUUAUACCUCUAAUUCAUCCCCUAGUGUUGAAUUACCCCUUAAUGGUAAAAAUUUUAUUCAACUUAGCGGAUUAUUGGGAAUAUGGAAAAUGAAUGUUAAAUGAAUAUAAUGUAUUGUGUACAAUAUAAACUGUAAUACAACAUUUCCAGUGUUACAUGUUCAAUGGACUAACAAUGUGAACAAGUUAGAGAAUUAAUGUUAUCAUGGAAAGUUUGUUAUAUGAUUAUUUGUUCUAUUAUUAUUAAUGGUUUUUCAGUAUAUAUCAUGCGUCCGACAUGUCAGUAUCAUGCGUCCGACAUGUCAGUAUCAUGCGUCCGACAUGUCAGUAUCAUGCGUCCGACAUGUCAGUAUCAUGCGGCCGACAUGUCAGUAUCAUGCGGCCGACAUGUCAGUAUCAUGCGGCCGACAUGUCAGUAUCAUGCGUCCGACAUGUCCGUAUCAUGUCAUUUAUCGAUGUUCUUCUAUGCUGUUUUGUUUGACUGAUGUAACUUGAUGCCGUGUUAACAGGAACAUUAAAUUUUCAAUUGCU